Molecule: messenger RNA, 1566 nt
Organism: Acipenser ruthenus (sterlet)
Lineage: Eukaryota; Metazoa; Chordata; Actinopteri; Acipenseriformes; Acipenseridae
Product: protein FAM180A-like
Exons: 3
Coding region: 167-664 (165 amino acids)
Source: RefSeq, a predicted model, not a curated record
UGCUGAGCAGUGAUCACAAGGGCUGGAAGCGAGGAAUUCAGGACCAGAAAGAGAGACAGAAGGAGAAGGUCUACUUGUAGUUUAAUCUAUCUCAAUGGGGUAUUUAUUUCAAACCUGCUAGGAUUCUGAAGGCCGUCGUGUCUACUUGUAACUCUCCUCCUCAGAAAUGAUGCAUUGGGAAGUCUUAGUUGUUGCUCUUGUUUAUUACAAUGUCUAUACUUCUGCCAUCCCAGGGAAAAAUAAAGCCCUGUUCCCGUCUGCAAUGCUGGUAAAGAGAGGUACAGCUGCCAUGCUAAACCCUGUCUUCCAGAACUCACUAGAGGAAGUAAAUCUGCUGUAUGAGAUACUUUUGGCUGGCCUUGAGAUGAAUAAGACUCACAGUAAAGUCUUAGUUAAAGAUGAAGAGCUGUCUUCACUCAGAAAAACCAAGAAACUGGAGGUGAUCUGUGAAGACGUGCUCCCCAAAAAGAUCACCGAUAUUCGGCGUCUGACCUUUAACCUCUCACGACACAAGGGGUUGCUAAGCAAGGAUGAGUUUGAGCGGACUGUUCUGACGAUGGUUUAUACAGCGUACCAGCUAUCACAGGCCACAGGGCACCAGAAAGACGCUUGGGCAGAGUCCUUUGUAAACCUCUACAAGGCCUUAAAAGAUGACCUGUUAUAAAGGGAAAAAAUAUGGCAAAGGACCCAGAGGGACUUUCUCGAGAUUCCAUUGUUUACUGUUGAAUGCCUAUAUUAAUAAAACAUAUAGUAUAAUUAGGGCUUGAACUUCUCGGUUUCUAUUUUCCAUGUUUCUGCCCAUUAAAUGUUAAUUAGUCGUUGUUAAGCUGUGUCUGCAUCCUAACAAAGAGAAAACUACUAAUUAAAGACUGGGUUUAAGAUAAUUCUUCUAUAAAUCAAGGAGAUUUUAAAUGAUGGACUUGCUAUCAGUGUACACUCUGUACUGGGUAUUUAUUUAUGCUGAACAGAAACUCUGUCAGGACAACUCUGUUAAACCUGUGAAAAUAACAGCACAACGAUAAACUAGGAGACUGCAAGAAUGAAAUGCAAUUAAGAUCAGCGAUCAGCAAUUAACUUAAUUUGUCACGUCUGUUUGAACUAAAAAUUAAGUGAAACAGCAAGCGACAUUGUUUUGUAAUUAAUAGAUUUUUCUGAGUUUAAUUAGGAAAUAGAGUCGGCUCAAAAUAAGUUGAAAGGGACAUCAUGUGAUCAAAAAUAAAACCUGAAAACUUCAAGCCCUGAGUAUAAUGUAUUUGAAUAAUAACCCAAAGUUUAUUCUAUUUCAAUUCAUCUUUAUGUAGAUGUCAUUUUAAAAGACAAUAAAUGUAUUUCAUUAAAAUAAAUGCACUUUUUCUUCUCCUUUACUCAACAUUGUAGUGAUUGUAGCUAACAAAAUAUUUUAAUAAAUCAUACCAGUUGUGCACUUCCAUUAGCUGCAGAGGUCUCAUACUGUGUGUGCAGUAAUGAAUGAAACACAAGUUAUGUAUCUUUAAUGUAUUUUAAAACAAGAUAACAGGUACUACCAACCUCUUUCUUCCUGUGAUUAACCAACCAGAUUCAUUUAUU